Messenger RNA from Ctenopharyngodon idella (grass carp), 5178 nucleotides. It is a transcript of the gene mxd1, whose product is annotated as MAX dimerization protein 1. Gene Ontology annotation, molecular function: RNA polymerase II cis-regulatory region sequence-specific DNA binding; protein dimerization activity; DNA-binding transcription factor activity, RNA polymerase II-specific. Bases 1192 to 1857 code for a protein of 221 amino acids. The record is from RefSeq and is a predicted model, not a curated record. Gene Ontology annotation, biological process: negative regulation of transcription by RNA polymerase II. NCBI's taxonomy places the organism in Eukaryota, Metazoa, Chordata, Actinopteri, Cypriniformes, Xenocyprididae. The transcript has 6 exons.
GCUCCUGACAGGCGUACAGUAACAUGACAGCAGCUAGCAAACAUCAUCUGCCUGGCUCAACGACGUUAUGGUUUCGCUAGCUGUGUGUUUUUGCCCUAUUUUUGAUUAAUUUUUCCUCAGUUGCACACAGCCACAGCUUAGCAUGUGCAACUAGAGCUGUUUAAUAAGUAGCCAGAUCGUCUGUCACGCUUGAAAUAUCGAAACCAGCGAUUGUUUGGACUUUUGGAGGCCGUGUAUUCUAUUUUAAAGCCUAUUUUCAACGCAAUUUUUUUUUUCAACGGUCAAAAUUUUCCUUUUUUGUUAUACAACAUAAUAUUGCCUACCACCUCGCUGGACAGGCAUAUCAAAACGUUUUUUUACUACAACAACAACAACAACAACAACAAGGAAUUGGGGUUGAACGCUGUUUGUUUUCCAGCCAGCAACCAGCACAGCAGCACCAAAGCUAAAAAAAAAAAAAAAUUAACAAAAAAUAAUAUCACCAGCUGCUCAAAUACACUUUUUUGUGUGUGUGACAAGCUAUACAAUCUGGCAACCAGUACCCUCAUCAGAUCGGUCUGACCGAGCUGUCAAUCCAGUAUUUUUUGCCUAUCUUUUUUUUUUUCAGACUCGACGAUGGUCUCUAGUUAGCAGCGUUUGCUGUCAGUUUCACAGCCUAAAAAUUGACCAAGUGCAGAACUAAUGCUGUGAGCUCUUAUCUGUUUGACAGCUCAUCUAUAAGUCUUUAGACCUUCCUGAGUGUCACCACUUACAUGCUUUCAGGAAGAGUUGCCAGAUUUUGCAAACCUGGAAGGUUUUGUUGUUGUUGUUCGUGUCGUGUUUUUUCUCACAAUUUUAACAUUUGUUGUCCAAUAUCUCGUUUAAUAUGAACAGGACUAGUUAAUUUAGUUAUUUUUGGCAGCUGAGGGACAUUUUUAUUCGUUUUUUAUCAUCCAGCUAUUUGGAAACCAGCGUGUUUAUUUGUUAGAUUUUUCUUACUCCCCAUUUUUUAUACAUUUUAUCAACAAGCCCCAUAUCUAAACAUUUCCCUCGCUGCCUUAUACUAAAAAAAUAUUUUGUAAAAUCGUCUGACUGGAUUUUUCUUACUCUAAACGCUGGAGGAGGAAGAAGCGUGAAGGAACGAAAGGCUGCUGCUUGUUUUUUUUUCCUCGUUUAUUUCUGACCCUUUUUUAUCGGUGUUUAUUGCUUAAAAUGACGGCUAUUGAGAAACUACAGAUGUUGAUCGAAGCAGCUGAAUAUCUUGAUCGAAGAGAAAGAGAAGCGGAGCACGGCUAUGCCUCCAUGUUACCCUUCACCAGCAACAAAGAGAGGGAUGGCUUGAAACGAAAAAUCAAAAGCAAGAAAAAUUGCAGCAGCAGGUCUACACACAACGAGAUGGAGAAGAACAGGAGGGCACAUUUACGAUUGUGUUUGGAACGCUUGAAAUCCCUCGUGCCCUUAGGACCAGACUCAAACAGGCACACAACCCUCAGCCUACUUAUGAGGGCUAAGGAACACAUCAAGAAGUUGGAAGAUAGCGAGCGGAAGGCCCAGCACACUAUAGACCAGCUGCAAAGAGAACAAAGGCACCUGCGCAGACGCCUGGAGCAGCUGGGUGUGGAGCGCACACGUAUGGACAGCAUGGGCUCCACCAUCUCUUCAGACAAAUCUGACUCCGACCAAGAAGAGGUGGAUGUUGACGUGGAAGGAACAGACUAUUUGCUGGGAGACCUGGAGUGGAGCACCAGCAGCGUAAGCGACUCAGACGAGCGGGGAAGCUUGCGCAGUAGCUGCAGCGAUGAAGGCUAUUCCAGUGCCAGUCUCCGUCGCCUCGCCAACCCUCAGGAGAAGAGCCCAGCGCUGGGCUGCAGUCUAUAAGAGCACAGAUCACCCCCGGUUCCUCAGCCACUCUUCUCCCACCACUUCAACCUGAACCUCCAAUCACCUUCAGCCAGGUCCUCCUCUAAUACUUGAACGGUGUUGUCUCCUUUGUGACCGAAACAACGAAAAGGUCUUUCCCUUGCUCUGACAAAUCCAGUCUAUGUGUGCGAGUGCGAGUCAAGAGGAGGAAGCGCGGAGAAAGUAUUGGAAUUUGGAUGUGCCACCCACCAUCCAGACCUCAUAUAUGCAGCACUAACUGGGAGAAAAGGCCGACCCUUCUUCACCAAACCACACCAAUCCGAUCUUCCCACCCAUUUGCCUUUGCUCCCACCCCACCAUCCUGGAGAGAGGCACACGAUUUGGGACAUUCUCAUUCCCGAAAGACCCUCAAAAGACCCUUAAAGACCUCAUAGCCAGAUGAAGAAUGUGUACCAUACCACACCCACUGCCUAGUCACUGUCGCACUCUGGGACAAUCGAACCCAGGCUGUCUUACGCAGCCCUUUAUGUUCCUUCAAUCAAAAACUGAACCGUCCAGACACAGGGCUGGGUCAUCUGACCAGUUAGCUAACCAACCAGAGCAUGGUAUUUUGCACUUAGAUGACAACGUCCGAAGGAGUGGCCUUUUUACACUCGUCUGAAGCCAGCUUUGCCUUGUCCCGCGUAAUAACCAAGGACCGGAUUUGGGAAAGCUGCGAGAUCAGAGCAAAAGGGUUACUUCUACCGUCCUGGCAAGGAUUGCUUCGUGUCAAAAGAUGUGCUGUCAUGUCGUUUUGUUUUCUAAAACGUCUCUCCGAAGGGACUGCAGCUACUUUAGUGAUGUAUCAGACGCAGUGUGUUAGCUAGUCUUAAACAAAAAAUAUCUACCUGCACUGUCUAAUACCUGACGCUCCCGUCACCGCACGGGCAGAGAUCACUGACGUGUUGUUGUUUCCUCUCUUUGUUUUACCCAGCAAGCACUCAUAAUACUCAUGCUGUGUGAAAUCAUCAGGGCGGUAGCAAUACACCCCUCAACUGGACUUACCUACGGAUCCCUAAACAAGAAAAUCUCUAUUUGUUGUAGUUUUUUAAGCAUAUGCUAUACUUUAAAUGCCCCCCCUGACCUGCCAUCUUGAAUUUUAGUACUACAACCAAGGGGCGAAACGACUGAAGCGUUUGCAGCAUGAGAUUCUUCGAAUGGUUUGUGGGUUGGGUUUAUGAAAUGGGGGUGGGAAGAGGGUUGACGUCUGGAUCUCAGGUAUCUCUUCCUCUCUCUCUAAGGACAGUGGCGUUUUUUUUGUGUGAUGCAUCUUCUUCAUGUUUGUCCGUUUUCUUUUCUCUCGACUGUUUAGCCCUAGAAGUACAAGGGCAAUUCUAGAAGCACAUUCCAUGGUAUAGCAGAGCUUUGCGUUAUUGCAUGGACUGCAGACACUGAUACAAAGGUCUGAGGCUUCAGAUUACCUACUGUAGGAGCGACUGAGCCCUCUGCUCUUGCGCCAUCAGGCUCAUUGUAAGAGUGUGAGUGUGUGUGUUCGUCGGUGACUGCAGCACUGCAUUGCAGUUUCACUCCUGCUACCCAGCGAUUUACCAUUUCAGCUAAAUGUAGUCAUGAUGUGUGUAUAUAGUUCACAGAAAAAGAGAGAUAUAUACCCUAUAUGUACGUAUAUCGAUAAAGUAUUUAUAUUUGAUCUACAUUAUAUGUUAAAACAUAGACUAUAAUUAUAUGUAUAUAUAUAUGAGAAUAUAUUUAAGUAGUGUUUGCCUUAGUUGCUUCGGUUCUCUUUAUCGUUAGUUUCAAUGUGUAGUUGAUUUGCACUAUAUUAUAGAAACAUAUAAAUAUAUACCUAUUUUACACAUCCUGAAUUCUAACUCUGUGCUCGUAGAGCCAAAAAAACUUUAUUUUUUCCUGCACAAAAUGAAAAUGUGUCGAUUAAAAAAAAAAAAAAAAAAAACAUUAAAAAGUAAUAUAAACUGCAUUAAAAAAAUAUGAUUGGGCGUAUUUGUUAGUUUGUUGGUGGCACUGCGGUUGUGGAAAGUGGGUGAUCAGUAAGUAGCCUGUUAUUAUCGUGCCUGAUCGGACUAGGGAGAAGCGUUUUCCUAUAACACUAGUGAGUCAAGUGGGUUCUGUAAGGAGCCUAGUGAAGGAUCUGUAUGUUUGAAUGUACUGUUGCAUCACAAAGUGACAUCUUGAAUUGUAGAAUAUAUAAUUUUUUAGACUGAUGCACCAAAAAUGGAAUUUAAACGAAUCGGAUUGUUCAUUCUUUACAUAUGGAAUGCUGCUGUUUGGUAGUUUUAAAAAUCUUAAAUCCCCCCCAAAAAAAUAAAAAUAAAUAAAAAGUAUAAAACUUGUGUGAGUUGUAGCCAUGAGAGCAUUAGAGCACCGUGUAUAUUUUGGAAAGGGGGGAGGGUGGUGUGUACUGUGUAUAUAUACAUGUUCGCUAGUUUGUGACGUCACUGUCCACAGACAGAGAGAAAGGGUUCGAUUUUUCUUCUUCUUUUUUUUUCUCUUUGGGAGGGCAAGGGGUUUGGGGCUGUAUGCCUUUUGUAUUAUGCUUUUUUGUCUUGUUUUUAUUUGUUAAAAAGUGUUUAAAAAAGUGCAAACAAAAAGUGAACUUCCUUUUCAAGAGUGUGUCUUGUUAAAAAUUGGUGUCUUGAAGUUUCUCACGACCCGCUCCCAACGAAGUAGACUCUGCUUUCUGUGUAGUUCAACCUUUUCCCCCUCCCCCCAACUUUCUGAGUCUGCGUUACUCCUCUCAUACGCCGUCUUCUGUGAACACCGGUGGCGGGACAUAGCUAAUGUGUUGCACUUAUGAAUGUUACGUGAAAGACUAUAUGGUGCUGUCACUCACACAGAUGUGAAUUCCCGCUUUAACACAAACCCUUACUUUGUCCCGGUGCUGCGCUUGUCACAGUCAAUGAUGUCACCGCGGGGGGUAGAUGUACUACUUUUGAUUUGUAUAUAUUGGUUAUGUACCGUACGUACAGUACGAAAUGGCUAAAGCCUUAAGACAUACUAAUGUAUGAAAACAAUAGAUGUUAUCAGAAACUGAUUGCUGAAAUGAACCCAUCGCCAGUCAUUCCCACUUAUCGUGACUGCGUCUCAGGUGUUUCACACCUUUCCAAAUAUACAUAAAGACACAAACGUGCGCGCACACACACACCCUUGAACAUAUACUGCCUCUUGUAAGCUAAACGAAAGAGGUUUAUGUCUGUUUUACAUCCAAUCAAAAAUGGACAUUUCUAUGCUGUUACUUUUUAAGAAUUGGGCUACUUUGAUGUUGACUGCUAAAUAUGUGGUUAAAAGGAAUGAACUUAAAAUAAAAAAAAAAAUGAAAAUGUA